Coffea arabica (coffee) is the source of this 2811-nucleotide messenger RNA. RefSeq lists its product as uncharacterized. The record is from RefSeq and is a predicted model, not a curated record. NCBI's taxonomy places the organism in Eukaryota, Viridiplantae, Streptophyta, Magnoliopsida, Gentianales, Rubiaceae. Gene Ontology annotation, molecular function: protein binding. Gene Ontology annotation, cellular component: cytoplasm.
GCAGCAGGUGAGGCCGUUGAUAACCUCCCAGCCUCCCCACUCUCACUGUAGAGAGAGAGAGAGAGAGAGAGAGCUAAAAAGAGCUGCAGAGAGAGAGAGAGAGCUAAAAAGAGAUAGAGAGAUCGAUCUCGAGUCUCGACUAGUAUAAAAACUCACUCGCUCGCUCAAUCCUCCUCCUUCAAAUCCUACACUUUCUCUCUCUACAGCCAACUCCGUCCCUUCCACUUCCUCAGAUUUGAGCUGGGUGAGGGUGUUAUUGGGAUCAGGUGCUGCAGGGUUUUGUAGGCCGCGGAAUUCAUUUCCAAAACUGGCAAUGUCGGAGUGCAGUUAAUGUGAAUAGGUUAAAUUUAAUCCGGAAUAAUGCUUCGAACCCUUGAGCUAUAAUGUCUGUUGUCUUGGUUUUUCGCUAAAUCCAAGGUUCUUGUUCGAGGUUUUUUCUUUUCUUUCUUCUUUUUUCUGACUGAAUUUUGGUAGCAACAUGGGGAUGUUCUAGGUUUUCUGAAGAAAUUGGAAUUAGGGAGGAGUGGAAAGAUUUGAGGUUGGACCCAAAUCAAUGGAAGAUUGGUCUAAAUAUGCCCAUAGUCCUGCUCAUUUGGCUGUUGCUAAACGAGACCAUGCUGGGCUAAGAAAGAUCGUGGGGGCUCUUCCACACUUGGCGAAAGCGGGGGAGGUAAAUACUGAAGCUGAGUCUUUGGCUGCUGAGCUUAAUGCCGAUGCAGUCUCAGCUGUUGUAGAUAGGCGGGAUGUUCCAGGGCGUGAGACCCCUUUGCACCUCGCUGUUAGGCUGAGGGAUCCCAUUUCUGCUGAGAUUUUGAUGGCGGCCGGUGCUGAUUGGAGUCUUCAAAAUGAGAAUGGGUGGAGCGCGCUUCAAGAGGCUGUUUGUACUAGGGAAGAGAAUAUUGCUAUGAUAAUUGCCAGACAUUACCAACCUCUUGCUUGGGCAAAAUGGUGCCGUAGGCUUCCUAGGAUUGUGGCUUCAGCAGGCAGGAUAAGGGAUUUUUACAUGGAGAUAACCUUUCAUUUUGAGAGCUCAGUCAUACCAUUUAUCGGUAGAAUUGCCCCUUCAGACACUUACAGGAUUUGGAAACGGGGUGCUAAUCUCCGUGCUGAUAUGACCCUUGCAGGAUUUGAUGGCUUUCGCAUUCAACGCUCUGAUCAAACUUUUCUUUUUCUGGGAGAGGGAUAUUCAUCAGAAGAUGGCAAAAUAUCUUUGCCUCCUGGUUCACUGAUUGUGCUUGCUCAUAAGGAGAAGGAGAUUACAAAUGCUUUGGAAGGAGCUGGUGUGCAACCAACAGAAGCUGAAGUUGCGCAUGAAGUGGCCUUGAUGUCUCAAACGAACAUGUAUAGGCCAGGAAUUGAUGUUACUCAAGCUGAGCUUGUUCCCCAUUUGAACUGGAGGCGACAGGAGAGGAGCGAGAUGGUUGGACCCUGGAAAGCCAAGGUCUAUGAUAUGCUACACGUGAUGGUCAGCGUGAAGUCAAGAAGAGUUCCUGGAGCCAUGACUGAUGAGGAGCUUUUCUCAGUGAAUGAUGAUGAGAGGGUCGCCAACGGUGGCGAACAUGAUGAGUAUGAUGACGUAUUAACAGCUGAGGAAAGAAAGCAAUUAGAUUCUGCACUUCGCAUGGGGAAUCCAGAGGGGCCUUGUGAGGAAGAGGAAACUGAAGUUCAGGAUUUGCAUGAAAACAGCGAUGGUGGUUCCUUUGAAAAUUGUGAUCCCAAUGGUGUUACCAAAGAAAAGAAAAGCUGGUUUGGCUGGAACAAGAAAGGCGGAAAGAACACCGGAGAUGACCCUGAAGAUUCAAAGAUAGUUAAGAAAUUCUCGAAGUUGGCUCCUGAAGAUAGCAAGCUGAGACCCAAUGAGAGUCAUAGAUCAACAUCUGAAUUUCCAAGGGAGGAUGCUGGCGAAAUUAAGAAGAGCAAGGAUAAAAGCAAUAAAAAGAAGAAGAAGAAAGGUGCUGCUAGUGAGUCUAAGAAUGAAAGCGAAUACAAAAAAGGUUUAAGGCCCGUUCUGUGGUUGACACCAGAUUUCCCUUUGAAAACAGAAGAACUCUUGCCCCUGUUGGAUAUAUUGGCCAAUAAGGUGAAAGCAAUCAGAAGAUUGAGGGAGCUAUUGACUACUAAAUUACCUACUGGCACAUUUCCUGCUAAGGUUGCCAUUCCAAUAGUACCAACCAUCAGGGUCCUUGUUACGUUCACGAAGUUUGAGGAGCUUCAGCCAACAGAGGAGUUCUGCACCCCUCCUUCCAGCCCUGUGCAUUUCCAUGAUGCUAAGUCUGAGGUGUCUUCCUCGUGGCUUUCAUGGAUGACAGGUAGCCGUGGUGGUCAAUCAAGUGACAGUGAAAGCCGAAGCUUCCGGGAGGAGAUUGACCCUUUCCACAUACCACCUGACUAUGCUUGGGUUGAUGCUAAUGAGAAAAAACGCCGAAUGAAAGCCAAGAAAGCAAAGAGCAAGAAACACAAAAAGCACGUUGCUAGCAGAAAUCCAGAGACUGGACGUCAUUCAAGUGAGGAUAUUUGAGUAAAAUAUGAAAAAAGCAGUCCUAAUGCUCUGGUGUUUCAGGAUGCUUAACAACAAAGGAGGCAAGGCUCAGUCCUUGAGAGCCCAGCCAUCUCCAUGCGGGGAGAGUUUCUGGGAGUGUCACAUGAUUGCUUCUUUGUUGUAAUAUGUUCUUUAGCUGUUGUAUUGUUGUUUGAAGUGAAAAUCAGAAUCCUAUUGCUUAUUCCUUUGAUAAUCCUAAACUGCUUCAAGUGUAUCUACACCCGUGAUUAUUAAGUUUUGUUUCAGAUUCUAAUUCUUUGGAUAGUUGAAAC